UAAGAAAAUUUUUUCAAAAAAAUAAUGGAAAAUUUAAUUUUUCUCUCAUAAAAAUUAAUUUGUACGUUGAAAUUCGAUCUUAUGAAUCACCUGUCGCGAGUAAACUUUGUCCAAACAUAAUCUGAGAAAAAGCUCAAAGUUUUUCAUCGUCACAAAACGUCUGAAUGUUUUCCUAAAACCUUAUCAGUAUCAUCUCUCAUUGUGCAAUAAACCGACAGUCGUUUACGAAACGUAAUACCGAAUAAAUAAACUUUGACAUCUCAUAAAACGAGUAAUAAAUUAACAAAUUUACUAGAAAGAUAACAUUAGCGAAUACAAAUUCCAAAAUUCCGUACUGAAAUCGUGCAUCACAUUCGCCACAAUACUGAUUCAUUUCCUCAGUUCGUUGUUACUCUUUGGUGUUAAAAAAUGUUCAAAAGAAUCGUGCUUCCUCAAGUGAUAUGUAAAAUGAAACACUACUCGACAAACUACGCCAGCAGCUUGACAGAUAUGAAACUGGAUAUUCUCAACGGCGCCAAUUCAGGUAUUUUCGUCCUUUCUUUCAACAGACCCUCGGUGAAAAAUGCAGUGAACAGGAACAUGAUCAAAGAAUUCUCUCAAGCUUUGGAUCACAUAAGCUUCGAUAAAGCUGCCAAAGUUCUCAUCGUACGUAGUCAAACGCCAGGCAUAUUCUGCGCCGGAGCCGAUUUAAAAGAAAGGACCACUCUGUCACCCUCAGAAACAUACCAAACCGUUUGUAAAUUCCGAGCUCUAACUCAACAAAUCGAAUCAACGCCUAUUCCAGUGAUUGCUGCCUUAGAUGGAUCUGCACUCGGAGGUGGGUUCGAAAUAGCUCUAGCUUGUGAUAUAAGAGUCGCUGCCAAUAACGCCAAGUUCGGUUUAGUCGAGACUAAAUUGGCUAUUAUUCCUGGUGCCGGAGGUACCCAAAGAUUGCCGAGGAUUGUCGGUCCAUCCAUAGCUAAAGAAUUAAUUUUCACUGGACGAGUUAUCGAUGCGGAUACAGCGAAGAGUUACGGUGUAUUGAAUCAUGUAGUCGAACAAGAUGCCUCGAACAGUGCAGCUUUUGAAAAAGCAAUUCAAAUUUCUCAAGAAAUUCUACCCAACGGACCGGUUGGUAUAAGGAUGGCUAAAGCUGCCAUCAAUAGAGGUCUUCAAGUUGAUAUGAAUACCGGAUGUGCGAUCGAAGAGUCGUGUUAUGCUCAAGUUAUACCUACCAAAGACAGGUUGGAAGGAUUGGCUGCAUUUUUAAGUAAACGAUCUCCUAAAUAUAUCGGCGAAUGAUGGAUUCGUAAUUACAACGAAUAUAAUCGUAUUAUUAAUAAUAAGAGAACGGGUCAAAGGGUUUAAAUGUCUAUGCAAUCAUUACCUAUAUUCUGUGAUACUAUUUUGUAUAUUCGACUGUUUUUUUCUUUCAAUUUUAAUAAUAAUAAAUCCAUUCAACAGCAAUAAA
Planococcus citri (citrus mealybug) is the source of this 1450-nucleotide messenger RNA. RefSeq names its product methylglutaconyl-CoA hydratase, mitochondrial. The transcript has a single exon. Gene Ontology annotation, molecular function: catalytic activity. Gene Ontology annotation, cellular component: mitochondrion. The record is from RefSeq and is a predicted model, not a curated record. NCBI's taxonomy places the organism in Eukaryota, Metazoa, Arthropoda, Insecta, Hemiptera, Pseudococcidae. Gene Ontology annotation, biological process: fatty acid beta-oxidation. Bases 409 to 1281 code for a protein of 290 amino acids.